GGGUGAAAACAAUAUGGCGGAUGGCGAGGAGCCGGAGAAGAAAAGAAGGAGAAUAGAGGAGCUGCUGGCUGAGAAAAUGGCUGUUGAUGGUGGGUGUGGGGACUCUGGAGACUGGGAAGGUCGCUGGAACCAUGUAAAGAAAUUCCUCGAGCGAUCUGGACCCUUCACACACCCUGAUUUCGAACCCAGCACUGAAUCUCUCCAGUUUUUGUUAGAAACAUGUAAAGUUCUAGUCAUUGGAGCUGGUGGCUUAGGAUGUGAGCUCCUGAAAAACCUGGCAUUGUCUGGUUUUAGACAGAUUCAUGUUAUAGACAUGGACACUAUAGAUGUUUCCAAUCUAAAUAGACAAUUUUUGUUUAGGCCCAAAGAUGUUGGAAGACCGAAGGCGGAAGUUGCAGCAGAAUUUCUAAAUGACAGAAUCCCUAACUGCAGUGUAGUUCCACAUUUCAACAAGAUUCAAGAUUUUGAUGACAGUUUUUAUCGACAAUUUCAUAUUAUUGUUUGUGGACUGGACUCUGUCAUUGCCAGAAGAUGGAUAAAUGGCAUGCUGAUAUCUCUUCUAAAUUAUGAAGAUGGCGUGUUAGACCCAAGCUCCAUAAUCCCUUUGAUAGAUGGAGGGACUGAAGGCUUUAAAGGAAAUGCCAGAGUGAUUCUGCCUGGAAUGACAGCUUGUAUUGAGUGUACACUGGAACUUUAUCCACCACAGGUUAAUUUUCCCAUGUGCACCAUUGCAUCUAUGCCCAGGCUUCCAGAGCACUGUGUUGAGUAUGUGAGAGUGCUGCAGUGGCCCAAGGAGCAGCCUUUUGGAGAAGGUGUUCCUUUAGAUGGAGAUGAUCCUGAUCAUAUUCAGUGGAUUUUCCAAAAAUCCCUUGAGAGAGCAUCACAAUAUAAUAUUAGGGGUAUUACAUACAGACUCACUCAAGGGGUUAUAAAACGAAUCAUUCCUGCAGUAGCUUCCACAAAUGCAGUUAUUGCAGCUGUGUGUGCCACUGAGGUUUUUAAAAUAGCAACAAGUGCAUACAUUCCCCUUAAUAAUUACUUGGUAUUCAAUGAUGUCGAUGGACUGUACACAUAUACAUUUGAAGCAGAGAGAAAAGAAAAUUGCCCGGCUUGUAGCCAGCUUCCUCAAAAUAUUCAGUUUUCUCCAUCGGCAAAACUACAGGAGGUUUUGGAUUAUCUAACGAAUAGUGCUUCUCUGCAGAUGAAGUCACCAGCCAUUACAGCCACAUUAGAGGGAAAAAAUAGGACACUUUAUUUACAGUCAGUAACCUCUAUCGAAGAACGAACAAGGCCAAAUCUCUCCAAGACAUUGAAAGAAUUGGGACUCAUUGACGGGCAAGAACUGGCAGUUGCCGAUAUUACAACACCACAGACUGUUCUAUUCAAACUUCAUUUCACUUAAGGAAAAUAAAUCUGCACAAAAUAGCAAACCCAAGGAAAUACUACACUUUGUGGAUGCUAAGAAAUUGAAUGUAAAUUUUAGCAUUAGUGUUGCUGGAACUUGAACCUUUUUUUCUUUUUAAUAUCACAGACCACUCUUUUUUAAACUUUAUAACUUUACCUUGAAGGCAGAAUUUUGGAGCUAGUGCCUGUAAGCAUU
This is a messenger RNA of Elephantulus edwardii (Cape elephant shrew), 1600 nucleotides long. It is a transcript of the gene UBA3, whose product is annotated as ubiquitin-like modifier activating enzyme 3. Gene Ontology annotation, cellular component: cytoplasm; nucleus. Bases 14 to 1402 code for a protein of 462 amino acids. The record is from RefSeq and is a predicted model, not a curated record. NCBI's taxonomy places the organism in Eukaryota, Metazoa, Chordata, Mammalia, Macroscelidea, Macroscelididae. The transcript has 18 exons. Gene Ontology annotation, molecular function: NEDD8 activating enzyme activity. Gene Ontology annotation, biological process: protein neddylation.